AUGGCUCCAAUCGUCAACGUUAGCCUCAUCUUGGCUUUGAUUCUAUGGCUCUAUGUCCCUAUCAUUCAAGCAACCAACCCUGGCCAAUUGGGAAUUAUGGAUUACCCUCAACUCACGCCCGAGGAGUUUGCCCAGAAGAAGUUCGAUUUCAUCGUUAUUGGUGGCGGAACCGCCGGCCUGGCUGUCGCUGCCAGGUUAUCUGAGCACCUGGACUUUACGAUUGGCGUUCUCGAAGCUGGGUCGCCGGCGGUUGAUGACGACGAUGUAGACAUUCCUGGACUUGUUGGCCGGGCGCUUGGCACGCCCUUGGACUGGGGAUUCGAGACGGUGCCACAAAAGUCUCUGGACGGGAGAAUAUUGGAAUGGAACCGAGGGAAGGUUCUUGGGGGUUCCAGUGCACUGAAUUAUAUGACCUGGAACCGACCCGCGCGGCAGGACUACGAUGAUUGGCGGGACCUCGGCAACGCGGGUUGGGGAUGGGACGACCUUCUACCGUUCUUGAAGAAGAGCGAACGUUUCCACGAGCCAAGUGAAGCCACACAGAAAGAAACCCCCGUGUCGCUCCACAGGGGAGUACUUGGACGCAGCGGCCCAGUCCAGGUAUCUUAUCCCCUUGAAUAUACCGCAUCUCACAAGCUCUGGCACCGUACCAUGAACUCGAUUGGCGUCGAGACCAACAACAACCACCUCGCCGGCAGCAAUAUUGGAUGCUGGACGAGUGUUACUUCCGUCGAUUUUCGGAACGAUACAAGAUCAUAUGCCGCAGCAGCGUAUUACAGACCGGUUUCGUCCCGGCCAAAUCUGUUCGUCUUGACAGCGGCUGAGGUCCACGAAAUAUUGUUGGUCAAGGGUGAACACCGCCCCCGCUCCUGGAAAGCCGAGGGCGUCCGGUUUUCCUACGGCGGAGCGGAAUUCACUGCUUUUGCUCACAGGGAAGUCGUCUUGUCAGCCGGCGCGGUACAGUCACCUCAGAUUCUAGAGCUAUCGGGCAUCGGUGGCAGUGCCAAUCUAGCUGACUGUAAAAACAUAGCCACCACAUCAGUCUUCGAAGUCGACCCGAACUUGCCUAACCCGGAUGAUCUGCAAAUUGACUCGAUUCUUGCCGCAGCUCGGGAGGAAUAUGAAAAGACAAGGACUGGCCUAUUAACUAUCCUUCCUGUCUCCCUUGCAUACGUACCGGCUGCCCAGUUUAUCCAACCGGACACCCUGAAUGCGCUUCUUUCUUCGACUGCUGCGAGCACUUCCCAAAGCCCGACGAGUCAACGCGACCACUUUCGUCGUCGCCGUUUCGGGGACCGGGCUAAUGAGUUGGGCCACGUCGAAUUCAUCUUUGACCUAGCCAACUGGGGGAUUGAUAAGCCGCCUAUCACUUUAGGUGGGAAGAGAUACGCGAGCUUGUUGCAAAUUCUGCAGUACCCGUUCGCAAUCGGAAGUGUUCACAUUCAACCGCCGGCGGUAGAGAGCAACUCAACGCUGCCGCGUCUUACCAUAGACCCGCAGUACUUCGGUGGAAGGGACGGUCACAUAGACUUGGAAAUCGCCCUCUCGGCUCAUCGGUGGGCAGAAAAGUUCUCGUCGGCCCAACCGAUGGCAUCUAUCAUCCACAAGCAAGUGCACCCAUCGUUGGAUGAGGCAAAGACUGAUGAGGGCCUACGCACAUGGCUGAGAGACAACGCGGUAACGGAUUGGCAUCCUGUCGGGACGUGUGCAAUGGGAGGGGAUGCGGGAGCGGCUGGAGGUGUUGUUGAUGAAAGGCUUCGUGUCUACGGGGUUAAGGGGUUGCGGGUUGUUGAUGCUAGUGUGAUGCCGCUACAAAUCAGCGCACAUCUGCAGGCGACGAAAGAAGUUUCGGAGUAUAUUCGACGCAUCGCCUCUGGCACUGACAGGUCAAGGUUACAUCCAGAUGUCGCUUAUAAACGUGGGGACAAAGAUCUCCCACCUCGGCUCCCAAUUAGGUAUUCGGAACCCAACGCAAGAAAGGUUUGGGUUCUCGGCAGUUUUGCGAUAGGAGCGCAUCCAUCAUGUUUAAGGGGCGGACCCAUUUUCCACGUAUCAAUGGUAACUUAUAUUUCUGACCCAUUUGUUACCCGCCACACCCGCUUCUCUCUCACCCUCGAAACUCACGACAAACCCAAGGCCGUCACCAUGGGGUUUUCCUCUUCCUUUCCGCUUUGGCUUCUCGCCGCUUCGUCAGGUUUAGUCCACGCCUCACCGGCCAUUACCCGGCCCGAUUCCAACAACAUCCUUGAGCGAGCUGUGGCCGCAACCUCCUCUCCAGGAUGCGGCCAAACCCCCUUCGCCUCAGGCACGCAAUCUGUGACCGUCAACGGCAAGGAACGCCAGUUCGUCGUGCGUGUCCCAGAGAACUACGACUCAAGCACCCCCUACAAGCUCAUCUUCGCCUUCCACUGGGUCGGCGGCACUAUGGAAGAUGUCUCAAGUGGCGGCACCGACAAGGAAUUGUGGGCAUACUACGGCAUGCAGCGGAGCGCCGAUGAGACGGCCAUCCUCGUGGCACCCCAGGGCCUCAACAACGGCUGGGCAAAUUCCGGCGGCGAGGACAUCGCUUUCGUUGACGCCAUGGCUGAGUACAUUGAGGGCGCGCUCUGCGUCGACCAGGAGCAGCGUUUCAGCAUUGGUUUCUCGUACGGAGCGUCCAUGACCUACGCCCUUGCCUGCGCGAGGGCUAGUGACUUCAAAGGUGUGGCGGUUAUUGCUGGGGGCCAGUUGUCGGGGUGCGAUGGGGGUAACGAUCCCGUUGCGUACCUGGGAAUUCACGGGAUCAGUGACGGCACUCUCAACAUUGCGGGCGGCCGUGAGCUCCGGGACCGGUUUGUGAAGAACAAUGGAUGUGCGGCGACUGACGCGCCGGAGCCGUCGCAGGGCAGUGGGACACACAUUAAGACUGAGUACACUGGGUGCCAGGCGGGUUACCCUGUGACUUGGAUUGCUCAUGAUGGUGGGCACUGGCCUGGUGCGGUGGACCAUGGGCCGGAGAGUGGAGCGAACUCGUGGGUUCCGGGUGAGAUUUGGUCGUUCUUUACGCAGGGUUAG
This is a messenger RNA of Dichotomopilus funicola, 3054 nucleotides long. RefSeq lists its product as uncharacterized. Bases 1 to 3054 code for a protein of 1017 amino acids. NCBI's taxonomy places the organism in Eukaryota, Fungi, Ascomycota, Sordariomycetes, Sordariales, Chaetomiaceae. The record is from RefSeq and is a predicted model, not a curated record. Gene Ontology annotation, molecular function: flavin adenine dinucleotide binding; oxidoreductase activity, acting on CH-OH group of donors. The transcript has 5 exons.